AUGCCCGGCUAUAAGGGCGUUGUUACGGUGGGCAAGCCCAAGAAAGAGCUGCACUGCUCGCAGUGCUCGCUGCUUCUCCGCCGGGCCAUGCAGACGGGAGAGGGCGACCGCAUCUGCCACUCGUGUUGGCAGGAAAAGAAGAGAGGUGGCGUCUGGUUGGAAUGCUAUCCAGAUCGUGCUGCUGACAGGGAAGUACAGUUGCUUGAGGUCUUCUGCCCGAGGGAAGCAAACGGUUGUCUGUGGCAGGGUAAACUUGCAGAUCUGGAGGAACAUUUCCAAGAGUGUGGUGAAAAGCCAAACCCGGAGUUUCAGACCUGUCCAAAUGAAGGAUGUGGGGAGCUGGUACCCAGCUCAGAGAUCAAGUACCACAGCAAGUGGUGCCCCUGCAAACACUGCAGAAGGAAAAUGCUAGCAAACCAAUCACAGGUGGGAAUAAGAAAGAGGAAGUCGGAAGCUUCCAGUGAUGAAGUACAUGUGCACCAAAUCAAAACUGCACUUUCUCUAUCUGGAAAUGUGCUCAAAACCCAGAGAAAGCUCCGCACAAAGCUGCGAGAGGCGCUCCAGUUGUCUCAAAUACAAGAGACCCACCCUGGGGAGCUUCUCCGAGUAAACAGGGAGAUUCUGGCCUGUAGUCGGCAGCUGAGUCAGCACUCGUGCCUACUAGAGCAAAAGCUUAAUGCCUUUGGAAGUGCCUGCUGCACCAAUUUCUCCGAAUUGUUGCAAAUGAAUAGGCGUCUAAAAGAGAAAUUGAAUGAGCAAUCCCAGGUGCUGUUGCACGGGCCACAGCUUUCAGCCUACCAAGAAAUGUUCACAUAUCUUGAAGAGUUAGAAAACACUCUUAAGGGACAUAUGAUGAAAUUUAUACAAUGGUUAAAGGCAACAGUGGCUGGCGUGUCAGCUAUUCCACUGAAUCACAACGGGUGGUGUAAAAGGCAGAAAGUCUGUAGAAAUGAAGCCAAAGUUGAAGAUCCAUUUGGAGAGCAAGCUAGGGGUGCAUGGGCAUGCACCAUUGAAGAAAAAGUUGAAAAUCUGCAGCAGGAGCUAGAAAAGCAAGGAAAGAAAGUAGAAAAGCUUGAAGAAACAAAUGAAAUGCUGCGAAAUCGUGUAGCAGAGCUGGAAUUGCUGCAAAAGCCGCCUAAUAUUGUGCAAGGCCAAGAUGACGGAGACCCACAGAUAACCCGGCAUGUGUUCCACGACUGCUUUUACAAGAUCAUAAAUGGAUCGAUACUGCCACAUCUCCUCUGUUUACAGCAGCUCGAACAAUUGAACCUGGUCGGACUGGAUCGUCGCCUGUGUCGUUGGAAGAAAAUGCCCGGCUAUACGGGCGUUGUUCCAGUGGGGAAACCCAAACCAGAACUGUACUGCUCUCAGUGCUCGCUGCUACUCCGUGAGGCUAUGCUGACGGAGGAAGGAGAUCGUGUAUGCAAAUCCUGUUACGAGGAGUUGAAACGAGAACGCGUCUGGUGGAGCCUCGACUUGUCGUGCAAGCCAGACUCUGCCGUCGAUGAAGAAAUAGCGGUGCUCCAGGUGCACUGCUCAAAUUCUUCAAAAGGCUGUCUGUGGAAGGGAGACCUGAAAGAUAUGGAGGAGCAUGUCUCGAGCUGCGAGUAUCAGCCUAAGCCCUGCUCAAAUAAGGGAUGUGGACGUCUCAUUUUGAUGAAGGAGAAAGACUCUCACAAUAAGACUUGUGUCUUCAGAUCAGUGUCCUGCCAGAACUGCAAGCAAACUUUGAUGGCUAAUCAACUAGAGGCCCACUACACACUCUGCCGUGCAAGGAGACAGGAGAUAUCUAUAACCACUGACGAGAAUAGUGUUGAAUUUGCUCCCUUUCACAUUGUCAAAUUUGCCGAAAAACGACUUAGCCUUUCACCAGUCCAACCAAGACCUGCUAUGAAACCUGGGCAAGUGCCUGGAUUAAGUGACUUCAUUCGUCAAGAUUGUCUGCCUAAUAGAGCGAUACCGUCCUGUAUAGUGGGGCAGUACACAUUGGGCUGUGAGAAUCUUGUGCCAUUGAAGAGUUAUGAUCUAGACCACCCCCAAGAUACUCUAUGCUCUACUGCACUGGUGGAUUCCCUGGGACGUCCCCAUGCACGGAAAAGGAAGUUGGAAGAUUCCUGCAGCAAGAAUAGUAUGGUGGAGACGGUACAACCAUUUGGACACAAGCAAACCAAUGGGCGAAUCAAAACCAGGACUCCAGAUUUAACUGUAACGGGAAGACCUGAAAUCUACACUCACAAAGCCAUGUGUGAGGAUCUUAAGUAUUUACAAAACACUCUUCAUCGCUGUACUUCAGUCGGUCCAGAGUUUAGUGGGCUUCACGUACCAGUGAUUACGCCAUCACCAUCUGGCGCAUCUUUCUCUAGUUGUCCAAGGUGGACAGAGCAUAAGAGACAGAAAUGCUUUAGUGAGGGUGAUACGUCGGUCGUUGAUUCAUGGGCACGCAAAGUGAAGAUUAAAGAUAGAGUGAUAGCUCUUGAGAAAGAGAUAAGUAAUCAGAGAAGUGAGCUACAUCAUCAGAGAAGUGAGCUACAUCAUCAGAGAAAUAAGGCAGACCAGCUGGAGAAGACUUUAUCAGAGCUUCAACAUGCUAUUGCAGGCCAAGGAGAUUUCGGUGCGCCGCCACAGAUAACUAAGCGGGUGUACCACAAGUGCAUUACUGACAUCCAAGACUGGAUUGAUGUGGAGGGAAUGCUGCCUCAACUCAUGAAGCACAAAGUUAUCAGCGGUCCAGAUGAUAUGCAUAGGAUUACUCACGGCUCACCACACGACAAGUUGAACUAUUUAUACACAAAGCUUUGCAGGUGUAAGAAUGGGUUCCAUCUUUUCUAUCGCUGCUUGAGAGAGAGUCAGAGCGAUAACUUGGGGCACAGAGAUGCUGCUGACAAGUUGGAAGAAACAGCUCGAAAUAUUGGAACCGGCCAAGCACAUCAGUGCUCUCCGUGACGUAGUGGAUCUCCCUGAGUGACCAUCCCUCUAACACAAACCUCGCCUAUUCGGACUUAUAAACAUCGGACCUCAAUAUGUACAUCCUGGACCUCCUACAUACCACCCUGAGUUUGCUUACUGCAUCUGUCUUCUCACCCACCAUCAUCUGUUCCACACUACAAGUCUAUUGGUCAUCAACGUCGUUUGGUUCUUACGUACUAUCGUCAUGGUCAUCAAUGUCGUUUGGUUCCUACGUACUAUCGUCAUGUUAUGUAACCAAGCAGAGCUGAGCUGAAUUAUUUUACUUGUAUUACACAUCUCCUAUAUACCACCCUGAGCUUGCUUACACAUCUGUCUUGCCACCGACUGUCCUCCACCUUCCGACUCCUCUGACACUGCAAGUCUAUUGGUCAUCAAUAUUAUCGUCGUUUGCAUGAUUUAACCAAGUGCUGUAUUAUCUAUAUGCCUGUAUGAAGAGUAGAAUAUACCAUAGCACGUGAGUACUUUUUGUAUAAUUAUAGCAUAACCAAGUACUGUGUUAUUAUAAUUGUAUAUAUAUGCGUAGAGUAGAGCAUUAUUUUGAAUGUCAUGCCAUGAGAGCACAGUAAUACUUUUUGUAUAUGCUUUGUAGCAGAGCUGAAUUUUACUUUACUUGUUGAUAUAUAAAAGUUA
Molecule: messenger RNA, 3597 nt
Organism: Geodia barretti
Lineage: Eukaryota; Metazoa; Porifera; Demospongiae; Tetractinellida; Geodiidae
Source: the annotation of a GenBank genome assembly